Messenger RNA from Glycine soja, 1626 nucleotides. Its product is annotated as monooxygenase 2-like. Gene Ontology annotation, molecular function: FAD binding. The transcript is spliced from 6 exons. Lineage: Eukaryota; Viridiplantae; Streptophyta; Magnoliopsida; Fabales; Fabaceae. The record is from RefSeq and is a predicted model, not a curated record. Bases 76 to 1314 code for a protein of 412 amino acids.
UAUAAAUAUUUGCAAAGGGUUCCCUUUACACACACAUCAAGGUCGGGCCCUGGAGAUCCUAUAGUAACAGUAAUAAUGGAAACAAAAGAAGUGGUUGAAGAUAUUGUGAUUGUGGGAGCUGGAAUUGCUGGCCUUUCAACAUCCUUAGGACUUCACAGGUUGGGUAUCCGAAGUUUGGUGUUAGAAUCUUCAGAUAGUUUGAGGAUCACUGGGUUUGCUUUGUCGAUAUGGGAAAAUGCUUGGAAGGCAUUGGAUGCUGUUGGUGUUGGAGACUUCCUCCGACAGCAACAUCCCCAGCUCAAUAGGGUUGUGACUACUUCAUUGGUUACAGGGCAACAAACAUCAGUUAUGUCUUUCACAGAAACAGGAAAUCAGCAAAGAGACCGUGAAAUUCGUUGUGUUAAAAGAAAGUUACUGUUGGAAGCUCUUGCCAAUGAGCUUCCAAGUGGCACCAUCAGAUACUUGUCAAAGGUUGUUGCUCUUGAGGAAUCUGGAUUCUAUAAGAUACUCCAUCUUGCUGAUGGGACAACCAUCAAAACCAAGGUAUUGAUUGGGUGUGAUGGAGUGAACUCCGUAGUGGCAAAGUGGCUAGGCUUCAAGAAUGCCUCUUUUACAGGGAGAUAUUCAAUCAGGGGCUGUGCAGAAGUUCAGAGCAAUCACGGGUUAGAACCCAGGACCAUGCAGUUCUUUGGCAAAGGUUUUAGAGCUGGUGUCAUUCCUUGUGAUGAGAAGGCUGUUUACUGGUUUUUCACUUGGACACCUAAAAGCCACGACAAAGAGCUAGAUGAUAACCCUGCCAAACUGAAAGAAUUUGUGUUAAAUAAGCUUGAGAAGAUGCCAAGUGAUAUUAGAUACUACAUAGAAAAAACCGAGCUAGAUGUCAUCCUAUUAGUUCCAUUGAGAUAUAGACACCCCUGGGAGCUCAUGUUUGGGAAUAUUAGUAAAGGCAAUGUUUGUGUUGGUGGAGAUGCUUUCCACCCCAUGACUCCUGACCUUGGCCAGGGAGGGUGUUGUGCCUUAGAGGAUGGAGUUGUUUUAGCCAGGUUCCUAGGUGAGGCCUUCUCCAAACAUAUCAAAGAGAAGGAUGAAGAAGAUGACCAAUUCAAAAGGAUUGAGGAAAGCUUGAAGAAAUAUGCAAAGGAGAGAAGAUGGAGAAGCAUUGAUGUCAUUGCUACAGCUUAUAUGGUGGGCUCUAUUCAGCAGGCUGAGUCCAAAUUGGUUACCUUUUUGAGGGACAACAUUUUGGCUGCAUUCUUAGCUAGUCAAUAUUUGAAGAAGUCAGGUUAUGAUUGUGGAAAACUAAAUAGCUCUUAGUGAGACAAUAAAGUAAUUUUAUAUGUGUUGCUCAAACUUUGGUUGCUACUUACUGUCAUAGGUGGCUAAAAAAAGUAUGGUAAGUCUUAUGAUUGAGAUCUUACCAUAUUGUUUUGCUUGUCUUUACAUCUUAAGGUUCACUGUGAAAUUGAUUUGAAUGGCUGUGGGUAGGGUGCGAGUAAAAUAGAAGGAUGGGUGAUCAGUAAGGCAAACAAAAAGCAAAAGAAGCUUUUCGAAAUCCCAUUAUUCUGUUUCAUUUUCAUACUUUCAAAGCUGAUAGUCAUAUGUCAUUAUUUAUUCAAUUUUGAUCGA